Messenger RNA from Syngnathoides biaculeatus (alligator pipefish), 1262 nucleotides. RefSeq names its product nudC nuclear distribution protein (gene nudc). Bases 125 to 1132 code for a protein of 335 amino acids. Gene Ontology annotation, cellular component: cytoplasm. Gene Ontology annotation, biological process: protein folding. The record is from RefSeq and is a predicted model, not a curated record. Lineage: Eukaryota; Metazoa; Chordata; Actinopteri; Syngnathiformes; Syngnathidae. The transcript has 9 exons.
UUCCUUCGUUAAAAGGCGGGGCUUGUUUCCAGGAAGUGAAGUCAACAGCGCAGCAAAACUCAGGGCCUCCCUCGUUUUGUUAUUCAAUUAUUCAUCUGUGCACAUUAUUCAAUAUUAGACAAUUAUGGGCGACGACGAGGAGAAGUAUGACGGAAUGCUGCUUGUUAUGGCCCAGCAGCACGAAGGGGGAAUAUACGAGUUAGUAAAUACAUUUUUCAGUUUCCUGCGGCGCAAGACGGAUUUUUUCACCGGUGGUGAUGAAGGUGCUGCAGAAAAGCUGGUGAAGGACGCUUUUGCCCACCACAACAAGCUGGCGAGGGAGGCCCACAGAGAAAAGCAAAAGAAGCAGGACAAGGAAAAGAAGGAGAAAGCCAAACGCGCCGCCCAGCUCGCCGAGGAGGACGAACGCAAGAGGGAGAACCAGGACGCCUCCAGGAUUCAGGAGCUCACCGACGAGGAAGCCGAGAAACUCCAGACGGAAUUGGACGAGAAAAAGAAAGAAGACGAGACGAAGGAGAAGGAAACCGUAAAGGUGGACAAACCGGCGGAUGAUGGAGACAACGAUAAGGAGUCUGACACCGAGGAAGAGGAUGAGAAGGACAAAGACAAACUGAAGCCAAACGCGGGAAACGGCGCCGACCUGCCCGCCUACAAGUGGACUCAGACGCUGUCCGAAUUGGAUCUGACGGUGCCGUUCGACGUGAAGUUCCGCGUCAAGGGCCGGGACGUGGUGGUGGACAUCCAGCGGCGCUCGCUGAAGGUGGGCCUGAAAGGGCACCCGCCCGUGGUGGAGGGGCAGCUCUUCAACGAGGUCAAGGUGGAGGAGAGCUCCUGGCUGCUGGACGACGGCAAGGUGGUGGUGGUCCACUUGGAGAAGAUUAACAAAAUGGAGUGGUGGAGCAAGAUCGUUGACGCGGAUCCGGAAAUAAACACAAAGAAGAUCUGCCCGGAGAACUCAAAGCUGUCCGACCUGGACGGUGAAACGCGCGGCAUGGUGGAGAAGAUGAUGUACGACCAGCGGCAGAAGUCCAUGGGGCUGCCCACGUCCGAGGAGCAGAAGAAGCAGGACAUCCUGAAAAAGUUCAUGGCUCAGCACCCGGAGAUGGACUUCUCCAAAGCCAAAUUCAGCUGAGAGCACUCCCGUGUGUGCGUGUUCACCGUGGUGCCUGGACACGCCGUCUUUGUUCUUCUUCUUCUUCCCCCCCCCCCCCCCCUUCAUUCACACCCAGGUACCAUACAGUCAACUCUCGUCUCUUCCUGGC